AUGCAGCGGGGCCGCCCACGAUACGUGAUUGACAGGCCGGCAUAUAACCUCCCAGACUUUGACGGAGAGUUUGACAAGAAGAGCCGACAAUUCUCCGCCGGGGAGAAAGUGAGGAAACUCUUCAGGUGCUCCGUGAUCAGACUGAAGGGCUUGUUGUUCAGACACCUGCCCGUCCUGAGCUGGCUGCCAAAGUACAAAGUGAAAGAAAACCUGCUGCGUGAUGUCAUCAGCGGGGUCAGCGCCGGCACCAUUCAGGUUCCCCAAGGCAUGGCGUUCGCCCUCCUGGCCAACCUCCCGCCCGUCAACGGCCUCUAUUCCUCUUUCUUUCCCCUCAUCCCGUAUUUCUUCAUGGGCACCGCUCACCAGAUGGUCCCAGGUACGUUUGCUGUCCUCAGCAUCAUGGUGGGGACGGUGUGCCUGAGGCUGGCCCCGGAGUCGGACUUCAGUCACUUCAAUGCCACUCGUAACGCCACGGAAGUGGACAAGGAGCUGAUGAACGACGUUCGCCUGGGAAUAUCUGCAACCCUGGCCUGUCUCACCGCAGUCAUCCAGAUUGGCCUCGGCUUCAUGCAGUUUGGUUUCGUAGCCAUCUAUCUGUCGGAGUCCUUCGUCAGAGGCUUCAUGACGGCUGCCGGAUUGCAAAUCCUCGUCUCGGUGCUCAAGUACAUAUUUGGCAUCCGAGUACCGCCGUAUAGCGGCCCGCUGGCGGUCGUAUACACUCUUGUAGAUAUUGUGCGCGGGCUUCCAGACACCAACGUCGCAUCGCUGGUGUUUGCUCUGGUCAGCAGCAUCGUUCUUAUCGCGGGGAAGGAGCUGAGCGCGCGCUACCGCCACAGGCUGCUUUACCCCAUACCUAUGGAAAUCAUAAUUGUUGUGGUGGCCACGGCCGUCUCAGGACCGCUGCAUCUCCCUGAGCUCUAUCACAUGGACAAAGUGGGAGAAAUUCCAUUGGGUUUCCCAGCACCAAUCCUGCCGACAGUGAGUCAGUGGGAAGACAUGCUGAGCACAGCUUUCUCCCUGGCCAUCGUGGGGUACGUGAUCAACCUCGCUAUGGGCAGGACGUUGGCAGCCAAGCAUGGCUACGACGUGGAUCCCAACCAGGAAAUGUUGGCGCUAGGCUGCAGCAAUUUCCUGGGGUCUUUCUUUAAGAUCCAUGUGAUCUGCUGUGCCUUGUCCGUGACGCUGGCGGUGGACAGCGCCGGUGGAACAUCACAGAUUGCCAGUCUAUGUGUGAUGCUGGUUGUAAUGGUUACCAUGCUUGCAUUAGGAGCCUUCCUGAAUCCUCUUCCUAAAUCAGUGCUUGGAGCCCUGAUUGCAGUGAACCUGAAGAACACGCUCCUACAGCUCUCUGACCCCUACUACUUGUGGCAGAAGAGCAAACUGGACUGUUGUGUGUGGGUUGUGUCGUUCUUGGCCACAUUCUUUCUCAGCCUGCCGUAUGGAGUGGCUAUCGGAGUGGGAUUUUCCAUUCUGGUAGUUAUAUUCAAGACACAGUUCCGUAAUGGUUCGACAAUGGUUCAGAUUAUGGAUACGGAUAUCUACAAAAACCCCAAAGUGUACAGUAAAGUCAUUUCAAUAACAGGCGUGAAAAUAGUGAACUAUUGCUCACCACUCUAUUUUGCAAAUGCGGAAAUAUUUCGCCAGAGGGUCAUCAAAAAGACAGGGCUGGACCCUGGCAAACUUAUCCUGGCCCGGCAGAAGUUCUUAAAGAAACAACAGAAGGAGAAAGCGAAAGAAGAGAAGAAGGACAAUGAGACCAGAGGGAGGGAACCCAGCUCUCUGGUUAACAUGAAGACUCAGACCGUAUCUCAGCUUGAACUUCAAAAUGACUUUGAUAUGAACAACGGCACCGCCGGCGAGCCCGAUCCUCCCACCAGCUACGUCAACUUCGGCUUAGGGGACGAGGAGCUGGGCGAGCAGGCGCCUGACCAAGAGCCCCCCAGUCCCACACUGGAGUCCCAGCCCAUGCCCUUCCACACCCUCAUCCUCGACCUGGCAGCGGUCUGCUUCGUGGACCUAAUGGGCAUCAAAGUAUUGACCAAGAUGCACUCAAGCUACGCAGCGCUCGGCAUUAAACUCUACCUGGCUAAUGUUCAAGCUCAGGUGUAUGAAGAACUGGAGGUCGGAGGAGCUUUUGAUGACGGCAACAUUGGCCGCAGUAAUCUUUUCCUUUCCGUCCACGAUGCUGUUGUUUUUGCUCAGCAGACCUUAGAAGAGAGGCAAGUCUCCCCAAAGGCAGCGAGAGCGAAACAGAAACUUGUCUUUAACAUUAACGAAGAGAAGGAUCUGGAGCAGGAACUGUUUUGAGCACUGGUUGCUGCAGUGAAGACGAGGAUAAAGAAGAUAAACUUCACUUCUUUUUGUUGUUGCCAAAAAUACUACUGUGUGCUUUCAUCUUAUCUAAGGAAAAUGUUUUACUCUGUGGUUCGGGCACAGCCAGUACUUGACUCCACUGACAGGGGGCGGUACAUACCAGCACAAGAGACACCAAUGACAAG
Molecule: messenger RNA, 2498 nt
Organism: Pungitius pungitius (ninespine stickleback)
Lineage: Eukaryota; Metazoa; Chordata; Actinopteri; Perciformes; Gasterosteidae
Product: solute carrier family 26 member 9-like
Exons: 20
Coding region: 1-2307 (768 amino acids)
Biological process (GO): transmembrane transport
Cellular component (GO): plasma membrane
Molecular function (GO): bicarbonate transmembrane transporter activity; sulfate transmembrane transporter activity; chloride transmembrane transporter activity
Source: RefSeq, a predicted model, not a curated record